This is a messenger RNA of Columba livia (rock pigeon), 2895 nucleotides long. It is a transcript of the gene CFAP97, whose product is annotated as cilia and flagella associated protein 97. The coding region runs from base 271 to 1809 and encodes 512 amino acids. NCBI's taxonomy places the organism in Eukaryota, Metazoa, Chordata, Aves, Columbiformes, Columbidae. The record is from RefSeq and is a predicted model, not a curated record. Gene Ontology annotation, biological process: spermatogenesis. The transcript is spliced from 8 exons.
GGCGGCGCGAGGGGGCCGGCCCGGGCUGCGUAGAAGCGCAGCAUCGGGUUUGCGGCCGCAGCGCUGCGCGGUUCGCCCUUCCACUCUUGUUUCUCUUUCCUCCCGUGCGUAUGAUCGGCAGUUCCUUAGGCCGGCGGUGUUGUGACUCGCCCUGCCCUGCACUAACGGUUCCCAACGGCUGCAGUUUGGAAAGAUAACUGACCGCCGAAUCUCUUGGCCCCUCCGAAUUUGUGUGGAAAUCGGAAAAGAGGUGGCACUUCAUAUUUCAGUAUGGACCAGUUUCAAGAUGUAUCAGAUGGUGAAGUGGAUCAUGCUUUCUUUGACAGUGAUUUUGAGGAAGAAAAAAAGAAAGCUGAAGAAAAUGGUGAAUGUGUAGAGAAAGGCAGUACAAAGGCAGUUCUUGCAGACCCUGAUUUGGUUUCUAAUUUAAAGGAAGCAAAAUAUUGUGAGGAGGAAAGUGAAGAAAAGCAGAAAGAUUUGCAGGAAGAUCAGUCCCACGAAAACAGCACAGGUCAUCUUGGAGAUGUGUCAUCUUUGUCUCUUUCUCCAGUUGUGGAGAAUGCAGGUACAUCUGGAAUGUCAUCUGCAGCAAGUAGGGGAGCACAGGAGAAUGUUCCUGCUGGAAUCCCCAAAAUAGUUAAAGAAGGUGAAGAAGAUUAUUAUACAGAUGAAGAAGAUAGUAGUGAUGAUGGCAAAAAAAUGAAGGUUAGGCCAAAGUCAGCUAAGCAGUCGAACAACAUAAAAAAGGCUAGCAAAAAAUAUACUAAUCUCAGCUCCUCAUCCUCUUCUUCCUCAUCCUCUUCCUCCUCGUCCUCAUCCUCAAGCUCAGAUACAGAUUGUUCUGAUACAGAUUCCGAUAGCUGUUUAUCAGAUUCAUCUCAUUCUUCAAACACUUGUAGGAAUGCUCUUCUGUCUCCAAAACAAAAAUUUAAGUCAGCAGUGAAAUUAGCAGAAGGAAAACCAAAGUUUGGUGAUUACCUGGAGGAGUCUGAAGACACAGUGACUGAUGUAACACCUCUGUCAACUCCAGACAUCAGUCCUAUCCAGUCUUUUGAACUUGCAGCAUCAAAUGAUAAGAAACUAAAAGUAAAAAGACAAGAACAUGUGAACCAAGACUUAUAUGAUUCCGAGUUUGAUCGCAGAUACAGUAGAAAAGUCUUGCAUGAUGCCAUGGACCUGAAUCAGCUUUUGAAAGCUUUCCUACAGUUGGAGAAAAAAGAAAAAAAACUAACCAUCGAUCAGCCAUCUAAAGGAACAAGGAAAAAUUAUUCUUUCACUAAUGAAGAAGUAAGACAGAUUGAUCGGGAAAACCAAAGGUUGCUAAAAGAACUGUCCAGACAGUCUGCAAAGCCGAGGAGUACCACUGCAUUGAAGAAGUCAGCUGUACCGCCUCCUAAAUUGUACCACACUGCCCUCAACAGGCAAAAAGAGCAGCAAAGAAUUGAAAGAGAAAACCUGGCUUUCCUGAAAAGACUGGAAGCAGUGAAACCAACAGCUGGUAUGAGGCGUUCUGAGCAAUUGAUGGACUAUCAGCGCCAGAUGAGUUACCUAAGUUCUUCACCAUCUGUAAGAAGAGGAAAAUCUGCUUUCAGCCAGCUUAGUCCUUCGAGAGGCACUUCAAGAGCAUCUGCUGUACCAAGUACAAUGAGCCAGAGGAAUGAAAAACCUGUGUCUGAUUCAGCCAGUGGGGCAUUACGGAGACCUAAACCCACUAAUGUUCGUGCUGCUUGGUUAUUUAAAAGAAAUUUGGAAGUUGUAUUGGGACCUUGUGUAGGAAAAAAGCAUCAGAAGCUGUUUGAACAACAGUAAAGACUGAAGCUGAACAACAGUUUCAGAUUGACUCUAAACAAGAGUAAGUUUUAGUUACUUCUCAGACUAGAGAAUACUAAGCAAGGGAAAUAUUUCAUGGCCCUGCUUCUGUAGAUUCUUGCCUUUCUCAGUGGGCAAAUAUAACCUUGAGCUGCAGGAAACCUGAACAUCUGAUUUUGAGAGCAACUACUAACCAGUAUUUAAAAAAAAAAAAAAGACAGUAGAAAACAGAACAUCUUGUUAUGUUUUUUAACCUGUUUCUUAAUGUCAUGUUCAUACCAAAUGUGUGUUGUAGUGUCACAUAAGCUUCAGUAACAACAUCCAUUUAGAAGGGGAACAAAAUUUAAUGGAAUUGGUAAUCACAAAUAGUAGGUGAUGUGUUUUAUUUCUAUACAUAAAGGCAAACUUUGAGUUUAUUUUGUAGGAUUGUAGUCUUUAUGAAGAGCAUAAAUUGUGAUGCCAAAAUCCAUGGAUAUUGCAGGAACCCUGCUUGCUUCCCCAGCUGCUUCUCAGGAGAGAUAUGGGAAAUCUCUUUGUAUUAUGCAUAAAGAAAAAAAGUUAUAUUCAGUAAUGCUGGGUCUUAGCCCUGUGAAAAGGGAAGUUUAUUAUUCUUUGCUCAUGCUUGCAUGAGGGCUUAGGCUUUCAGGUAUUCUGCAUUGUAACAAACUUUCUACUUGGUGCUGUGUGAUAGUUUGGCAGAGCUUCUGCACCUGGUGACCUGCAGAUCAAAUUUAGCUGUUUGACAAUAUUUGAACUUUUAACUUUGAGCAGCAUUGUGGCAAACAGAUUUUUGUUGCAAUUAUUAUUCAUGGAUAGGGACCGUAAGGAAUUUUUUGCAUAGUGCUGCUGUAUUUAUUUGUACUAUUGUGCUAAUUGAAGUUAUUUACUAUUUAAAGAUUGUUGUCUUUGUGAAUAUCGGGGUCACAGUUUAAAUACUUUUGAAUGUUCAUAUGAUAUUUUUUCUGUGAAGGGAUUAAUGAAAUUGAUUUCUUUUAAUUGUUUCAUAUUAUUUAACUUUGGUAUGAAAGACUGUCAGUUUUCUAUGUCACUUUUGUAAAUCAUAAGAAAUAAAAUAUUUAACAUUAA